Molecule: messenger RNA, 1941 nt
Organism: Eublepharis macularius
Lineage: Eukaryota; Metazoa; Chordata; Lepidosauria; Squamata; Eublepharidae
Product: vomeronasal type-2 receptor 26-like
Exons: 7
Coding region: 1-1941 (646 amino acids)
Biological process (GO): G protein-coupled receptor signaling pathway
Cellular component (GO): membrane
Molecular function (GO): G protein-coupled receptor activity
Source: RefSeq, a predicted model, not a curated record
AUGCUGUUGCUGGUUCUGGUAGCGGCAGUGGUGCUGCUUCCCAAUGAUGUCAUCUGUGGGAUGCUGAAAGCAAAAUGCCCACUGAACUUAAUCAUGGAUUUAAAUGAUCCAUGGAACUUUUACAGGCCAGGAGACCUCCUCAUUGGCGGGAUCUUGUCUCUGAAGUCGGCUGCUCUGUAUCCAUUCACCUUUAAGAAGCCUCCCCUUACCGGAAUUGAGUAUGCUUCAAACACACAAUAUGCAAUCAUCUUGUCCUUCCUGCUUGCCAUUCAGGAGAUCAAUCAGAAUCCCAGGAUCUUGCCCAACAUAACUCUGGGCUACGACAUCUACGAUAACUAUUUAAAUGCAAGGCUGACUUAUGAUGGUGUGUUAGACCUGCUUUUCAUGGGGAAAGAGAAUAUUCCAAACUACCAGUGUGGAGGUCAGAAGACCCUGUUGGCUGUACUUGACCGGGCUGAGUCUAAAAUCCCCAUCCAUGUUUCCAGUGUGCUGGGCAUCUACAAAAUCCCACUGAUUGACCUGGUAGAGGACCUGAAACAACCAGGGAGUUCCACCGGUAAAGAGAGAAACAAAAGGAUAAAUGUGGACAUUAAUAUGGGAAGUAAAAUGGUGGAGUUUGGUGUGAAAUCAUUUUACUGUUUCUAUUCAAAGCCUUUGUUGUCUGUGAAAGGGCAACUCCACACUUUCCUAAGGAAGGUCCCUCUUUAUAACACUUCCGUGGGUGAAGCAUAUUGGGACGAGAAUGGGGAUAUCUCAGUGGAUUAUGAUAUCAUGAAAUGGAUGGGAUUCCCCAAUGAGUCUGUUGUUGGAGUGAAAGUGGGGAGUGUAGAGAGACAGGCAUCCCCAGACCUCAAACUCACCAUUGAGAAGGAUGACAUUCUGUUCCCUGAGAUAUUAACCCAGCCUGUGCCCCGUUCCAGGUGUACCGAGAGCUGCCAGCCAGGAUAUGCCAAGAAGGCUCAGGAAGGGAAGCCAUUUUGCUGCUAUGACUGUGAUCCAUGCCCAGAAGGGACAAUCUCCACACUGGAAGAUGCAGAACGCUGUGACAAAUGCCCAAAAGACCAGCAUCCAAACAAGGACAGAACUCGAUGCGUCCCAAAGACCAUAACCUUCCUCUCCUAUGAAGAACCUUUGGGGAUCAGCCUAGCUGUCUUUCCUCUGUUCUUGUCCCUAAUCACUUGUUCUGUUUUAGGACUUUUCAUUAAAUUCCUAGAUACCCCCAUAGUCAAAGCCAACAACAGGGGUCUUAGCUAUAUUCUUCUCACCUCCCUUCUGCUUUCCUUUCUCUCCUGCUUUCUCUUCAUUGGCCAGCCAAGGAAGGUGACCUGCCUUCUCCGACAAACUGCCUUCAGCAUCAUCUUCUCAGUUGCCAUCUCUUCUGUGUUGGCCAAAACGAUCACUGUGGUGGUGGCCUUCAUGGCCACCAAACCAGGGAACAGGAUGAAGAAAUGGCUGGGGAAGCGUUUGGCCAACUUCAUUGUUAUUUCUUGUCCCACUAUUCAAGUUGUCCUCUGUGCCCUCUGGCUGGGAAUCUCUCCCCCCUUCCCAGAGUCUGACAUGAGCUCCCAACCUGGACAGAUCACAUUGCAAUGCAACGAAGGGUCUGUCAUCAUGUUUUAUGGUGCCCUGGGAUAUAUGGGCUUCCUGGCUGCCAUCUCUUUCACAGUGGCUUUCCUGGCCAGGAAGCUGCCUGGAGCCUUCAAUGAAGCUAAGCUGAUCACCUUCAGCAUGCUGGUCUUUUGCAGUGUCUGGGUGUCCUUUGUGCCCACCUACCUGAGCACAAUGGGGAAAUACAUGGUGGCCGUGCAGGUCUUCUCCAUCUUGGCCUCCAGUGCUGGCUUGCUGGGCUGCAUCUUCCUUCCCAAAUGCUACAUUAUCAUCAUCAGGCCUGAUCUUAAUAACAAAGAGCAUCUAAUGAGAAAAGUGAACUGUUUAAACUGA